UAGUUGCCCCGUCGAAAUUUUUACUGCCAGCCAACGACGUUGUUAUUGUUUGCUGACACUGAUCUCUGUUUCUUAUUAGAGAAAAAUGAAAAAAACGUGCGCGAUUGAAUCACACGUUUACAAAUUAAUAAAAAAAAUAUACCUUUUCGAUAUAAAAACUAAUAAAAUAAAAAAACUGCAACGUAGCAAAACUGUUUUGCAAUAUAAGGCAUAUGAACUUUUAAAGAAAAUUCGCUUAAAUUUAUGUAAUUAGGAAACAUUUUGUAACCUCGUCUGGCAGAGCAGCAGCAAAAAAUCUACGCAAAUAACUGCGGAACCAAAUCAGCUGUGCCCAACGUAGUAAACCCUUGAGGGGGAGAUAAUAUUUAACAAGUUCAUGAAAUAAAGUUGGAAAGUUCAAGCGCAAUAUUUUGUGAAAUUAUAAAAAAAAGCUUUUUCCUUUAUAAAAGUUUAUAUUUUGUUGGUCAAGAGAUGGCUUUAAAUUCGAAUAUGUCGGUGUAUAGUGCCAAAACCUCGCGGACCUCUUUAUCUUCGAUUUUGAAGACAUAUUCGCCUUCAGAAAGAGAUAAAACUAAAAAUGCCAUUAUCAAUAAAGUAAGAUUUGAAAUGCCACUGCAGAAGGGAAUUUUACAAGUGGUGGCCGCUGUAGAAGAAAGAAAAAAUUUUGAGCAAAUGGAAGAAUUUGUUUCAUUUUUAAUUGAAUCUAAUUUGGAGGAUAAUGAAUUCUUGCGUAUUUUUAAUGAUGCCUACACUGUUAUUCAUCAAUUAAGUCCCAAAUUUUCACCACUAGUCGAAGCAUUACUAUCUAUAACAUGGAUUAAAAGAUCAGCAGAAUGUCGUAAAGCCUAUGGCGACUUUUGUUUGGGUAUGGUGGUGGCACACAAUAAAUAUCUGGAAUUUGCCAUAGAAAAGUUAAUAAAAUUAUGGAUACCUACGGAAAGCAAUAGUGACCAUUGGUAUAAUGAUAAACCUAGCAAAGAAAUGCAAGAAGAAUUGCAGGCAAUUCAUGUUAUACUGGAGCGCAUAUUAAAUGCUAUACCCAUGGCUUUUGAUGCUACUCUAACAGUCAUUGAAGCACUGUUUCCAUACUACAAAAGGCCCACCUAUUCAGUGGUGGGUUAUGUGCAUAAUUUAUUGCAAUUAUUAGAAUAUAAACCUAUGUUUUCGGAAUAUGUCAUACAACUAAUAAUGCAAAGAUUGGUUAUCUUGGAUGUUCAUGCUCCGCGUUCAGAAAUUGAAGAACUAGAAAGUGACGAUGAGAGUGAAGAUGAGGAAGAAGAUCCCGAAAUGUUUGAAAUGGAUGAUUGUGAAAAAGAUACCGCUAAAGCUGAUGAACCCAUGAAACACGCCAUUGCUCAUACUUUAGAUGUUUGCAUGUUGAAAUUAUUUAAAUUUUUAGAAGUGAAAAGUGAACAAACUCCUAAUGCUACGGAUAAUGAACGACAGCAAAAAUUGGCUAAUUCUUUAAAGUUUUUAAAAAUUUUAAUUAAAGCUUUCGAUGAAGUUAUUUUACCCAUACACAAUACUCAUCAUGUACAAUUUGUUAUAUUCUAUUUUUGUAGUUUAAAGCAAAGUUUGGCGGAAACUUUCUUAGCCUCGCUGUGGGAUAAAAUUAGAAAUCCAAAUUGUUCGGCUGUUAUACGUCAAACAUCUGUGGGUUAUAUGGCCAGUUUUUUGGCUCGUUCAAAGUUUAUAAGUGUAAACAUUUUAAAACACUACCUCAAAGAACUGUGCUCUUGGGCUCAUCAGUACAUACAAGGUUGUGAUCAAUACCGUUCGAAUGGUUCCCUCAAAGCAAAUAUUGUAUUUUUCUCUGUGUGUCAAGCUAUAUUCUAUGUAAUAGCUUUUCGAUCAAAAGAUUUAACCAGUGAUAAGAAAAGUUUAUUAUUUUUACAAUCAUUACAUUUAUCGGCGAUGGUAACGUGUAAUUUCAAUCCCCUAAGAGUUUGUUUACCAGCUGUGGCCACUGCUUUUGCUGGAGUAACGAGAGCCUAUCAAUUGGCCUAUUGUCAUACGAUAUUGGAACGCAAUGCUCGUCGUAAAUUGGCUACAGUAUAUGCCAAUGACACGGCCACACCAGAAGAAACCUUAGAUACUUUCUUUCCCUUUGAUCCGUAUUUAUUGAAAAUGUCCAGCAAAUAUAUAACACCCAUCUAUUUGGUAUAUCAAGCUGGUGACUGUGAUGAUGAUCUACCCGAAACUAAAAAUAAAUCACGCAAACGCGGUGAUUCCGAAAUGAUGGAUGAUCAUGAUAUUGAUGAUUUUAUUUUAAGUGAUAAACGUCAAAGAUUAGCCAGUUUAGCCAAAAGUCAAGAGAGAGAGGCACAAUUUAGUUAUGGUUUAUCGCCCGGUUUUCAUAUAUAAUCAAGAAAAUUUUUGAUUUUGUAUGUUUUUUUGUAAAAAUCAAAAACAUAUUUCUAAAUUCCUAUAGAUAUAUAUAUUACUAAAUUGAACUGUCGUUAAUUAAUCUUCCUGUAUUGAAAUAUUUAAAACGGAUUCUCUUUUAUUAUUUAGCUUUUAAGAAAUGUAUAUUUCAAAGAAAUGGAUUUUAUAAUUUU
Molecule: messenger RNA, 2558 nt
Organism: Lucilia cuprina (Australian sheep blowfly)
Lineage: Eukaryota; Metazoa; Arthropoda; Insecta; Diptera; Calliphoridae
Gene: Tif-IA
Product: RNA polymerase I-specific transcription initiation factor RRN3
Exons: 8
Coding region: 472-2364 (630 amino acids)
Biological process (GO): transcription initiation at RNA polymerase I promoter
Cellular component (GO): nucleus
Molecular function (GO): RNA polymerase I core binding; RNA polymerase I general transcription initiation factor activity
Source: RefSeq, a predicted model, not a curated record